Messenger RNA from Westerdykella ornata, 1452 nucleotides. Its product is annotated as NAD(P)-binding protein. Gene Ontology annotation, molecular function: trans-2-enoyl-CoA reductase (NADPH) activity. Gene Ontology annotation, biological process: phytol metabolic process. Gene Ontology annotation, cellular component: peroxisome. NCBI's taxonomy places the organism in Eukaryota, Fungi, Ascomycota, Dothideomycetes, Pleosporales, Sporormiaceae. The record is from RefSeq and is a predicted model, not a curated record. The transcript has 3 exons. Bases 215 to 1153 code for a protein of 312 amino acids.
CAUGCAUCUCCGCGCCCCGUGGAUGUCCUCCUUUGUCAUAAUGCAUACAUUGUAUAUAGACUCCCGAAUAAAAGCAAAGUCCAGCCCCGCAAUGGCAAAGUCAUGUCCACAUCUCCACUUCGCGUCCUCGUGUCUGCUUUCUUUCCACUUUGUGAAAUCAUCCUAAGGGAAAUACCUUACAGCGAGAACAACGUGGAGACAAUUGAAGGUUACAAUGGCUUCUACAGUAUCGCCGGAUAGGCUGGAUUCGGAGCACUUUUCACCGUAUCGGCCUGAUGGGAAGUUGUAUGGUUUUGUCUGCGUCGUCACGGGCGCCGAGCAGCCUAUCGGAAGGGCUAUUGUGAACGAGCUGGCUGCCCACGGCGCCGCCUGCAUCUACGCCUGCACCACCACCACAACCACCAACACCUCUCCCACCCCCUCCUCCCCAACCUCACUCUUCACCCAAACCACAACCCUCCACCCCUCCACAAAAAUCAUCCCCUACCCCCUCCCCCCACAAACCGAAGAAACCACCCUCGCCCUCAUCGACGAAUGCCUCAACACCUUCGGCCGCCUCGACAUCUGGGUCCUGUCCCCAGGCCUCCUAGGCCCCCCCUCCAUAACCACAACCUCCCCUGCAGACCUGCACUCGACCUUCUCCACCAACGCGCUGCCCGCCUUCUGGGCCCUGAAGUGGGCCCCCGCCGCCAUGCAGAAGAAAUGCGACAAGGGCAAAUACCCGAACGCGGCGCCCAAGGAUCAGAGUUACGGCAGCAUCAUCGUCGUGACGAGCGUGGCGGGCACGUACGGUGGGUGUUGGGGUCCCGCGUUUACGAUGAGUGCGCAUGCGGCGCUCGGGGUCGUGAGGGCCGGUGUCGCGGUGCUCAAGGGCACGGGCGUGAGGAUUAAUGCUAUUACGGCGGGCCAGAUUGAUGUAGGCGUCGAUUUGAGGGGUGUAGAGGGCGGGAAGCACCAGCAGUUCCCGCCUGCGAGUUUACAGAGCGAGGAUGUGCAGAGGACGAUUAUUGGGUUGGAGAGGGCGGGGAGGCCAGAGGAGGUGGCGAGGGUGGCCGGGUUUUUGGCAAGUGGGUUUAGUAGUUAUAUCACUGGGGCGGAGCUGAGGGCGGAUGGCGGCAGCAGCGUGAUGAAUCCGCUUAGUGUGCCAGUGUAGGUGAGGUUGAAGGAAUGGCUACGAGACCCGUAGCACGCGGGGGGAGGAGGUGUUUGAGCGUAUGUAAUGCAAUUCUUGCCAUAUGUCAAGCCCCGUCCUUGUGACGCUCAUAGUUCAUCUUUGUACACCUCUUCACUUCCCUCCUGUGCCUCUUCUGGCUCCUCCUUCCCUUGCUUCCCCUUCUUCUUCGUGCUCUUCUUCUCUGCGCCCUUCUCAGCCUCUUUCCCAGCUCCUUUCCCCUUCUUAGCCGACCCACUCCCAGGUUUCUGCUCUCCCUUUGGUUCCUCAUCUUCCUCCUC